UUUAAUAAAUAGGAAAUCAGUGAGUGAAGUCUAAAGCAGAAUUAAACUAAUGAGACACAAUGACUGUGUCACAGGAAGUGAGAGGAACCUGCGAGUGUGUUUGCAGGAACCAGACUAACUUCAGUUUAAAUCUAAACUAACAGUGAGAACUGACUGUUUUCAGUGCGGGUCUUCAGACUAACUCGUCCUGUCUGCAUGUGUUCGCUUUUAGUGGACUUGUGACGGAUUUGAAAACAUUUAGGAGAGAAAUGACAGAGAAAAGUCCCGGAGCAGCGCUUCACGCGGCAGCACCGAGGACAGAUUUAAAGUGUUUCCAUUGCAAACACAAACAUGUUGAAAGCUUUAUUUGACUUCCAUGAACAGAGACACUUGUCGUCUUUGCGUGUGGCUCAGUGUCACAGCUCAGCUCUGCUCCAGGUGAGUGUUGGACAGGUGUUUAGCGGCAGAGAAAGCACAAAGUGACUCCGUGUUCCUGCUGCACGGCGCAGGCAGGCUGGGCUGAGUCUCCACGGUUCUCAUGGUGUGUUUAAGGCCCUCUCGUGUCGGACAUUCCUCCAUCAGUCACAUCAGACACUUCGUUUGAAUCUCUCUGACAGCGCGAUGGCAGAAGUCGCCCCAGCCGCACCCGCAGCCGCUCCGGUCGCUCCGGCUAAAGCACCGAAGAAGAAAUCCACCAAGCCCAGCAAGAAGACCGGUCCCAGCACCAGAGACCUCAUCCUGAAGGCCGUGUCCGCCUCCCAGGACCGGAAAGGUAUGUCUUACGUCGGCCUGAGGAAAGCGCUGGCUGCCGGUGGCUACGACGUGGAACGCAAGGGAGUCCACGUCAGACGCUCCGUCAAGAGUCUGCUGACGGCCGGACAGCUGGUGCAGACCUCGGGGUCAGGCGUGUCCGGAUCCUUCAAGGCUGCCAAGGUGGAGAAGAUCAAGAAGGCAGCCAAGAAAUCCGCCGUCAAAGCCACCAAGUCACCAGCCAAGAAGGCCACCGUCAAGAAGCCCAAAGUCAAGACCACACCCAAGACCAAAGCUGCUACACCAAAGAAGAAGCAGUCCGUCAAGAAGGUGACAAAGAGCCCGGCCAAGAAGGCUGCUGCCCCCAAGAAGGCUGCUGCUGCUGCCCCCAAGAAAAGUGCAAAGAAGGCCGUGAAAGCCAAGACCACCAAACCCAAAGCCAAGAAGGCUGUGACCAAGAAACCAGCCAAGAAGUGAACCUGCUGCACCUGUACCCACCAAAAGGCUCUUUUAAGAGCCACACACCUGAGCCUGAGAGCAAACUUCCUGAGAACACUGUGUGAAUGUCAGUUGAAAAACUUUAUUCAGUUUGUUGAAAUGCUUUGACAGCUUCUCGAUGUUGUGACAGCUCACGUACUGUGAUGGGUCGUGGUCUGCAGAGUGGGAUGAACCCAGAUGAACCCAGUACCCGACCCACGUGGACUGAGGCCAAUUCCAGAGAUCUUAUGGUGAAUGGUAAAUGUGCAACGAUGAAUUUAGAUUCACUUUGAACAAUAAGAAUACAUGAACAGUCAUCAGGGGUUACUCAGAAUGUUUUAAUGGAUAAAGUUCUGAUAAAAGUUCUGAUGUUUCCAAAUGUAGUGUUGCCACUUAAACUAGCAAAUGAUCACAGACAAAGUCUGAAAGCUUCGAAAUGAGAAUUUGUUAUGUUCAGACUGUAUUUAACAAUAUAAUAGACAAUGAUAUUAUAUUUGUGUCAGACUGAGGAGUGCUCAGGGUGAGGUGGUGCAGACUAUAUUCAAUGACUGAACAUGAAUAAUCACAAUCAACAAGAUGAA
This is a messenger RNA of Larimichthys crocea (large yellow croaker), 1787 nucleotides long. RefSeq names its product histone H1-like. Gene Ontology annotation, cellular component: nucleosome. The transcript has a single exon. Gene Ontology annotation, biological process: nucleosome assembly. Lineage: Eukaryota; Metazoa; Chordata; Actinopteri; Sciaenidae. The coding region runs from base 601 to 1206 and encodes 201 amino acids. The record is from RefSeq and is a predicted model, not a curated record. Gene Ontology annotation, molecular function: DNA binding; structural constituent of chromatin.